AUGACAACAGGGAAGCCCCCGGCGGAGCUGAUGUUGAAGAGAGAAUUGCGAACUAGACUAACUCUUUUACGAACUAAAACAGGGAACAACAUCCGAGAUCUGCAGACUGAUCAAUAUGAAGAUGCCACCUUUCGAGCAAGAGACCUCGAACCAGGAUCAACUUUACGUGUCUGGAAUCCGAGAAAGGACAGUAGAGGGAAGUGGUUAGGUGUUACCAUAGUUCAGAAACUGGGUCCCACGAACUACUUGUUUAAUGUCGGAGGAAGUACUAGAUAUGUACAUGUGGACCAACUAAGAUCCAGAGAUGAGAGGAGUAUGCCAAAAGUGGCAGAGACAGAAGAAACACCAAUUUCAGUGGCCCUGGAUCAAGACACACAGCGAGAUAAAGCAGCAGUUGAAGGAACACCACAGCUUAACUAG
Messenger RNA from Corticium candelabrum, 420 nucleotides. RefSeq lists its product as uncharacterized. The transcript has a single exon. The coding region runs from base 1 to 420 and encodes 139 amino acids. NCBI's taxonomy places the organism in Eukaryota, Metazoa, Porifera, Homoscleromorpha, Homosclerophorida, Plakinidae. The record is from RefSeq and is a predicted model, not a curated record.